Molecule: messenger RNA, 228 nt
Organism: Angiostrongylus costaricensis
Lineage: Eukaryota; Metazoa; Nematoda; Chromadorea; Rhabditida; Metastrongylidae
Source: the annotation of a GenBank genome assembly
AUGGAUGAAAUAGGUGGCGAUCACGUGGAACAGUUCGACAAGCAAUCGGAGCAGAAGGAAUUUGAUCGCUUUUUUGCAAAUCAGUUGAGAAGAGAUGCGCUUCUUCCGCCGCGAAGACAGCGAAGUACAAGUGCCGAAUUGACGGCCAGAAACUCGGGUCUCGCAAGGGAUAUAGUCGGAACGACAAUUGCUCUGGAAUGUCGCAACGACGAUCUUCAAUCAGGGUAA